AUGCAUUAUCCACGAGAAGUUGCGAGCAACGUGUACUCUUCCAGUUAUUUUCCUAGCAAUCAUCAAAUGCCCGACGAUUUCUGGGUGGCGCAAGGAGUGUUCCCACCGUUACGUGGAGGUGGUGAAGACUAUAGCCAGCCCGAGGCCGAAGGCUACCCCCUGCCUAAUUACGACACAUAUCCUGAAGACUCCCCAGAUCUUCAAGUCACGCCGCUGUUGACAGAUGGGAGUCCUUCGGAGGGCUGGUCUGAAAGUGAGAGCUUGGGAGAAGUGACUCCUGAGAUGGCUGCUGCUCUUUUGUAUAAUGUAUGGGCCGAGGGCAACUUGAGCUCCUGUCUUGAUGCGGCUGCUCCUCUGGAUACUUCUUCCUCAGCAGGCUACGUCAACAACGACAGCUAUAGGGAUACCAUUGCCAUCGAGAAGAACGCCUGGCUUCUCAAGCUGUUUGAUGAGCAGCUUGACGAGAGCACGGGCGAACAGCAGGAUCUGGAAAAUGUUUCGCCUCAAUGUAGCCAGACCUUAUCGACGACCUAUCCCCACCCUCACUCGCAAGAAGAUGACUUUGAAUUUGACGUAAAUCACAACUUACCGGCAUAUUUUGCUCCUGGACCUGCCUCGACGACAUGCCUUCCCCAUUUUCCGACCGACGACUUCUCAUCUCCGGCCCACCCUGCUGUGGUUCAGGUGAACGUUGUGCCACGCCACGCUGUACUACAUGCUGCCUGGACGAUCCAUCAGGAUGCUCACCCUCCGUCCCAUGGCCGUCCCUAUAUGGCUCAGGCCCCCGUUGAGCCCAAUACGCAACAACAUUGGGGCCAUAUGCCACUCGUAUAUGGGGCUAACUCGUCCCUCACCAACUACGCAGCGGCCGCUCCAAUUAUGGAGCAACACGAGUGGCAUCAGCAAAUCCAAAACGUGCGACAACCACGCACUUUGGUGUCACAAAGACAUCACCCCUACCCACGAGUCCGCGAAUGUGUAGUGAAGAAUGCAAAUUCCGUAUCGAGGCCAAUAGCAUCGUCUUCGCGCCUUGUCAACAACCUCGGGUACUCCUCUACCGCCACAUACACGCUCACUCAACCCAUGGAACCCACGUUAGAAGGCGCGAACGACGAUAACGAAUGGUUUCACUGCCAGUGGGACGGCUGUGGCACGCAAUUGAAGCCGAUGACCUACGACCAAACCAUCACCCACUUCCUGGACCACGGCGUACUGGAAAACGGCAAAAUCAAAGAGUGUCGGUGGAAAGGAUGCUGUUCCCAAAGCAAGUUUCCAAUGACGCAGUCUGGGUUCAACCGUCAUGUGAGGGAAACGCAAAAGCACACUGGUCUCCAAGUAAAAAAGGUGCGCUGUGAAAGGUGCAACGAGGAAAAGGGGUCGCGGUCGAUCAAGAAGCAUCGCAAAGUUUGCUUUGGAAGGUCGGAAGCGCGGGCAGGGGGAGAGGCAAGAUCAAGUAGCGCAUAA
Messenger RNA from Laccaria bicolor S238N-H82, 1464 nucleotides. RefSeq lists its product as uncharacterized. The record is from RefSeq and is a predicted model, not a curated record. Lineage: Eukaryota; Fungi; Basidiomycota; Agaricomycetes; Agaricales; Hydnangiaceae. The transcript has 8 exons. The coding region runs from base 1 to 1464 and encodes 487 amino acids.